AUGAAGCAAGGCGCCGUGUGGAGUCUCGUCAAUCAGAGCCUGUCGCAUUUCGCCCCAAGCGUGCUUAACUAUGCCGACGAGAUACUGCGGGAGGUCCACGAGGACCAACAGAACGGCUGGCCAGACAAUGAGACUGAUGAAAGUGACGAAAAUGAAGAAGACGGUGUGGAUGAGAAUGAGGGCGAGAGUGAAGAGAGUGAGGCGGAAGACUCUGAAAGUGACAGUGAAUAUGUUUACCUCAGCAUUGAGUUUAUUCAUUUCUUCCACGAGCCUUACUGUCGAGUCGGUAUCCGGGCUACCCAUUCGGAUGAGACUGACAAUGGCGAGUCUUUGUUGGAUGACUUGAUGGAGUCGAAGCUUACAGACCGGAGUGCUUUGGAGUGGCUGCAGGUCCAAUGCGGCAAGGCUGGAGACAUUGCCUAA
Molecule: messenger RNA, 423 nt
Organism: Aspergillus nidulans FGSC A4
Lineage: Eukaryota; Fungi; Ascomycota; Eurotiomycetes; Eurotiales; Aspergillaceae
Exons: 1
Coding region: 1-423 (140 amino acids)
Source: RefSeq, a predicted model, not a curated record